Molecule: messenger RNA, 845 nt
Organism: Nilaparvata lugens (brown planthopper)
Lineage: Eukaryota; Metazoa; Arthropoda; Insecta; Hemiptera; Delphacidae
Product: calcineurin B homologous protein 1-like
Molecular function (GO): calcium ion binding
Source: RefSeq, a predicted model, not a curated record
AAAGUGUACUGGAUUAUGGAUAUAAAGAAUUUGAUUUUCAUUUGCAGUCACACGAACCAAAUCGAACGACUCUACAGUCGGUUCACCAGUCUCGAUCGCAGCAACUGUGGCACUGAGCGAGAGGACUUUCUUCGCAUACCUGACCAAACUGGCGAUCAAACCAUUGAGCGAAUCGUCAAUGCAUUCUUCAAUGACGGAUCGGGCAACGAUCGAGUCAACUUCAGGCAAUUCAUGCGAGUCUUGGCUCGCUUCCGACCCAUCAAGAAGUCCAAGGAUAACACUCUCAAUUCUCGGGAGCAGAAACUCAAAUUUGCCUUCAAGAUGUAUGAUUUGGAUAACGAUGACAUGAUCUCAAGAGAUGAACUACUGGCUGUUCUCCAUAUGAUGGUUGGAGCAAAUAUCAGUGAAGAACAAUUGACAUCAAUUGCAGAGCGCACAAUACUCAAAGCAGACCAGAACGGAGACCAAACGAUUUCUUUUGAAGAAUUCUGCAAAGCUUUGGAUAGGACAGACGUCGAACAGAAAAUGUCUAUAAGAUUUCUCUCUUAAUUAGUAACUAAAAUGAGACUUGUACUUAGAGCCUUUUGGUUGUAGCACAAAAUACUAACACAUCAUAAUAUUCCAGUCAACAUACUUGAAAAGUAUGUUGAGAAAUUUUUAUUUUUAUAGUUACCAAACAUUAAACUUGUUAUUUCAAUGCCUAAAUGAGAUACUCCAAAAGAUACUUACAUGCUUCUAGGUUCGUAUUUUGUGCAACAUAAUAUCCAAGCUUUAUGCAUUUCUUGAAUCAUUUUAUUAUUUAUUGGAUAUUCUAUAAAUAAAUGCUACAUAAUAUAUUUUAAUUU